Aureobasidium melanogenum CBS 110374 is the source of this 3117-nucleotide messenger RNA. RefSeq lists its product as uncharacterized. The transcript has 6 exons. The coding region runs from base 1 to 3117 and encodes 1038 amino acids. NCBI's taxonomy places the organism in Eukaryota, Fungi, Ascomycota, Dothideomycetes, Dothideales, Saccotheciaceae. The record is from RefSeq and is a predicted model, not a curated record.
AUGAUCGAUGCUACCGGUCCCAAAUCUCGACGGGAGCGUACCCUGAUCGGCACAGAAUGCGCUGCAUGCGAGGAGCCGCUGGAACACACGUUGCGCGGCGAGCGCAUCCUGCAGCUGUCGUGCGGCCAUGUCGCCCAUGAAGCUUGCUUCUACGAGUUCAUCAAGGAGUUUGAGUCCCAGGAAUGCCCUUCGUGCAACGCUCCAUUGGGGCUCGACACCAGCCGAGGCGGAAAUCUCGACUUUGCAAAACUCAACAACCUCGUCAACAACCGCAGUACAAACAGCCCGGACUUGCGCGCUACAAGAGACUCGGACAAUACUCCCACUCCCUGGGACGACCCACCUCGCCAUACUCACCAAAGCUAUGCCUCUGUCCAAAGUCAAUCGCACCACAACCACAAUUCGCUCCCAAGCCAUGCCCACCACAGCUACAACUCAACUCAGACAGCCAUACUCGACCCGAGCCCGCGUCCACCUACUCAAGCCAGCUUCACUCGCUCUCACCAACACAACAACAGCGUCAACACGCACUUGACCCACAGCAACAGCCAUCAUAAUAGAUCAUCUCGAAAUCGCAGAAUCGAAUAUGACCUUCAGUCCAUCGCCGCCGACGUACCGAGCCCACGACCCAACAUCAAGAACCCAAUACCUGCACCCACAGUCACUGUGCGUACCGAGUUCCCUACGUUGAACCGAAGCCGGCAGCAGCAAAGCCUGACCUGCUUGGUCACGGUCGAAGUCGUUGACGGAAAAUGGCGGCCCGAUCCCGAAGACAUUAUCUCUCCUGCUGCCGACAGCAUCGAUACAAUGUCGAUGCCUCGUUCACCCGAGCCGCAAAAACAACUCGACAUCCCCCAUACGCCUUCUCACGUAUUGGACCGUGUCACUGAAGACCUGCACGCCAAGGUCGACAAUUGGCAUGGUUUGGACUUCUCAAGGUUCGGCAGACUGUUGCUUCAUGGUACCAUCCGCGUAGGCAAAGACCGCCAGUCGUGGCAAGAUCUAGAGUGCUAUCUUUUUACCGAGAUGCUCAUCUGUAUCAAGGAGAAAAAGCCCCAACACCAGUGGGAGACAGCCUCGGAAUCUGCCAAGAUGAGAACCAAGUGCACCCUCAAGGGCUCCAUCCUGAUCAAGAGACACUUGAAGCAGGUUCAGUUCGUCCCUGAACACGACAUACUCACUCUGAAUCUUUCAGUCGCCGAGCUACCGCAUUUCCACCUUCAAUUCCACGAUAGAUCACAAUUGGAUAUCUGGCGCCGCGCUUUGAUCAGCAUCAACAAUCUCGAAACGUCUGAGAGUGACGAGGAUUUGGAAACUUCUGGCACUGACGAGGAAGAUUUGGCUUCAAGAGGAGGAAGACGUUCCUCCAUCCCAUCAUCUUAUGGUGCCGGCAAAUCCGCCUAUACUGCACCCACCGAAUACACCAGCCCUACUUUCCGUGGCACGCAUGGUUUCAGAAUGCCUAUCGCUUUGCACGUUCCAUUGGACAUUGUUGUGGUGAUACCAAUCUCCUCGUCUAUGCAAGGCCUCAAAAUAUCUCUACUUCGCGAUGUCUUGCGGUUUUUGGUCAACAAUCUUGGCGAGCAAGAUCGUAUGGGCCUUGUGACUUAUGGAUCCAGCGGAGGCAGUAUGCCUGUUGUAGGCAUGACAUCCAAGAACUGGAAUGGAUGGUCUAGAGUCUUCGAGGCGAUCAAGCCAAUCGGACAGAAGAGUCUGCGCGCUGAUGUUGUCGAUGGCGCGAACGUAGCCAUGGAUCUUCUGAUGCAGAGAAAGGCGGCGAACCCUAUCUCAGGAAUCAUGCUUAUCAGCGACUCAACAACUUCUGACAUUGAGAGUGUCGAUUUUGUCGUCUCUCGCGCCGAAGCUGCGAAAAUCGCCAUACACUCCUUUGGUCUAGGCCUAACGCACAAGCCCGACACUAUGAUCGAGCUCUCCACCCGCACCAAAGCAACAUAUACAUAUGUCAAGGACUGGAUGAUGCUUCGUGAAUGCGUGGCUGGCUGUCUAGGAUCCUUGCAAAGCGUUUCACAUCAAAACGCCAAGCUCAAACUGCGCCUGCCUGAAGGCUCACCUGCCAAGUUUGUCAAAAUUAGCGGAGCGCUCCAAAUCACAAAGCGUGCCACUGGUCGUGAUGCUGAAGCAUCAUUGGGCGACUUACGCUUUGGUGAUAAGAAAGACAUUCUUGUACAGCUGGCCAUUUCGCCCGAUAACUCAUCUCCCGAACAGGAUUUGCAAGAUCCUUGGGAGACCAUCGUGUCUGGACUAGAGGCUCUAGGCGGACCCCUCGACCAGGACGAUAUGCGACCCGUUUCCGUCGAAGAAGUGCCCCUUAUUCAGGCAGAUCUUGCCUGGGGCGACAUCCUUCGCGAAGGCAAUGUAACUCAGCUGCCUCGUCCGUCACUGCUUGCAAUUACUAUGCUUCCUCCGGUUUCGAAGAAGGCUUCGAUGAGCCGUACAGUAACGCCACCAAUUCCACCGCACCCCUCAGUGGUACAACGACGCAUGGAGCUCCUCACAUCCGACAUGCUCACGCGAGCUUUGACACUGGUCUCACGAGGCCAACACGAGAGAGCUUCUCAUCUUCUCACAGAGACCCGCAGUAUUCUGAAGGGUCUUGGAAAGGGUGGACUACCUCCUCUUCCACCACCUUCAGCGCCACCGACUGCUCGUCUUCCACCUACACCUACAGCAAGCAUCCACAGCAACAGCACGGACUACCCGCCUUCAGGACCACCCACAGGACCUCUUCCACCACCUCCCAUGUCCGCCACCCACCCUCCAGUGUCAAUGGAGCCCAGACGCACUCCCACCCCUCCUCGUCUCGAGCCUUUGAGCCCAUUCAGCCCUGCUGCUGGCAUUGACGCCGACAUCAUGUCAGCACUUGACACCGAGCUUGCUGCAUCGUUAGAGUGGAUCAACCAUCCUGCCGUUUUUGGUCGUGACAGCCGCAAAGCUGUUUUGCAGGCCAUCGGUGUCAUCAGCAGCCAGCGCGGAUUUACUAUGCGUACACCAGCCGAAAGCCUGUGGGCCACACGUGUCCCCGGUACAAGGCGUCUCAACGAUCGCAGCCGCGAAUGGCGCGAGACAGGAGACGAGCUCCUUGCCGAGGAGUCAUAG